This is a messenger RNA of Melanotaenia boesemani (Boeseman's rainbowfish), 2454 nucleotides long. RefSeq names its product extracellular calcium-sensing receptor-like. NCBI's taxonomy places the organism in Eukaryota, Metazoa, Chordata, Actinopteri, Atheriniformes, Melanotaeniidae. The record is from RefSeq and is a predicted model, not a curated record. The transcript is spliced from 6 exons. Gene Ontology annotation, molecular function: G protein-coupled receptor activity. Gene Ontology annotation, cellular component: membrane. Gene Ontology annotation, biological process: G protein-coupled receptor signaling pathway. Bases 70 to 2454 code for a protein of 794 amino acids.
GAGGAUGCUCCUCUUUGUCAAAUUCUGCAGAGUCCAGAGUUUCCUCUGCUAUAUAAAAAAGGAGAUGUGAUGAUUGGAGGAGCCUUUUCCAUCCACAGCAAAAUCACACAACCUCCACUUUCCUUCACAGAGAAGCCACGACCUCUCAAGUGUUCAAGUGUCAACCUCAGGGAGUUUCGAUUUGCCCAGACAAUGAUAUUCGCUAUUGAGGAAAUAAACAAAAGUACAUUUCUUCUUCCUAAUGUUUCUAUUGGAUAUCGAAUUUAUGACAACUGUGGCUCAACAUUAUCCUCAAUGCGUGCAACCAUGGCUCUGAUGAACGGUGAUGAGUGGAUUUUGGGAAAGACAUGCUCUGGUCAAUCAGCUGUUCAUGCUAUUAUUGGGGAGUCUGAAUCCUCUUCAACAAUUGUACUAUCACGCACUACUGGACCUUUCAGAAUACCAGUGAUAAGUCAUUCAGCUACUUGUGAGUGUUUGAGCAGCAGGAAAGAGUAUCCCUCUUUCUUUCGAACCAUUGCCAGUGACCUCUAUCAAAGCAGAGCCCUUGCCCAGCUGGUCAAACACUUUGGCUGGACCUGGGUUGGGGCCCUCAACAGCGACAGUGAAUAUGGCAACAACGGCAUGGCCAUCUUCCUUGCUGCAGCCAAAGAGGAGGGAGUGUGUGUGGAAUAUACAGAGAAAUUUCACAGAGAAGAGCCGGAAAAACUCCUGAAAGUGGUCGAAGUGAUCCAAAAGAGUACUGCUCGAGUGAUUGUUGCUUUUAUGGCACAUGUAGAAAUGAACAAUCUCCUAGAGCAGUUAAGUCUGUACAACAUCACUGGUCGGCAGUUCAUUGGUGUGGAGGCCUGGAUCACUGCUGAAAGCCUUGUGACUCCUACCAGCUUUAGUGUGCUGGGAGGUUCACUCGGCUUUGCUGUGCAAAAGGCCAACAUCAGUGGGUUAGAUGAUUUUUUAGUCAAAGAUUUCUGGGAAAUGGAGUUUCAGUGCAAUGACACAAACACGGAUGGUAUUACAGAAACUUGCAAGAACAACGAAGAUCUAGUUGAGCUAAGAGGUUAUGAUGAUGAUGUGGAAGAGCUGAGAUAUUCCAGUAACAUAUACAAAGCAGUCUAUGCUGUAGCCUCUUCCAUACACAGCAUCCUGAAGUGCUCAGACAGUCGGGGGUGUGAAAACACUGUGGAGAUUAAGCCCUGGCAGGUAGUGGAGUCUCUAAAGCAGGUGAACCUAACUAUAAAAAAUGGUGAUCAGGUGUGGUUUGACAGCACUGGAGCAGCAGUGGCCAAGUAUGAGGUGGUGAACUGGCAGCGUGGCUCAGAUGGAUCGGUUCUCUUUAAACCAGUUGGCUACUAUGAUGCUUCCCUACCUCCUGGACAGAUGUUUGUUCUCAACACUGAGGCUAUAAUGUGGCCUGGAGGAAGCAAGGAGUUGCCAAUAUCAGUGUGCAGUGAAAGCUGUCAUCCAGGGACUCAUAAAGUCCUUCAAAAGGGAAAACCUGUGUGCUGUUACGACUGUGUACCAUGUCCAUUUGGAGAAAUCAGCAACACUACAGAUUCUAAUGACUGCAAAAAGUGUCCUGAAGAAUUUUGGUCCAAUCAGAACAGAGAUGCAUGUGUGCUGAAAAAUAUAGAGUUUCUCUCAUUCACUGAAGUCAUGGGCAACAUUCUUGUGUUUUUCACUGUGUUUGGGGUGCUUCUUACCCUAAUAGUAGUCACUCUAUUCCUAAUCAAUAAGGACACUCCAUUGGUGAAAGCAAACAACUCCGAGCUGAGCUUCUUGCUGCUAUUCUCCCUGUCUCUGUGUUUUCUGUGCUCACUAACCUUCAUCGGCCAACCCUCAGAGUGGUCCUGCAUGCUGCGACACACAGCAUUUGGCAUCACAUUUGUCCUUUGCAUCUCAUGUAUUCUUGGAAAAACAAUAGUGGUUUUAAUGGCAUUUAAAGCAACACUUCCAGGCAGCAAUGUGAUGAAAUGGUUUGGGCCUGCACAACAGAGACUCAGUGUUUUAGUUUUCACUCUUAUACAAAUAAUAAUAUGUAUUGUAUGGCUGACAAUAAAUCCUCCUAUUCCCUUCAAAAAUAUGACUAACUAUAAGGAUAGGAUUAUUCUUGAAUGUGCUCUGGGGUCAGCUGUUGGGUUCUGGGCUGUGUUGGGAUACAUAGGACUUUUAGCUGCACUUUGUUUUGUACUAGCUUUUUUGGGCAGAAAGUUGCCUGAUAAUUUCAACGAAGCUAAAUUUAUCACCUUCAGCAUGUUGAUAUUCUGCACAGUCUGGAUCACCUUCAUACCAGCUUAUGUCAGCUCACCUGGGAAAUUCACUGUUGCUGUGGAGAUUUUUGCCAUUCUGGCUUCAAGUUAUGGGAUACUUUUUUGUAUAUUUGCACCAAAAUGCUUUAUUCUUGCAUUGAGGCCUGAACUGAACACAAAGAAACACAUUUUGGGAAAAGUGCAGUCUUGA